Neltuma alba is the source of this 3288-nucleotide messenger RNA. RefSeq lists its product as uncharacterized. Lineage: Eukaryota; Viridiplantae; Streptophyta; Magnoliopsida; Fabales; Fabaceae. Gene Ontology annotation, cellular component: nucleus; chromatin. The record is from RefSeq and is a predicted model, not a curated record. Bases 234 to 2966 code for a protein of 910 amino acids. Gene Ontology annotation, biological process: mitotic sister chromatid cohesion; DNA repair. The transcript is spliced from 15 exons.
UUACGGAAGACCCUCUCGUCAAAAUUCACAUUAUCUCCGCUCUCUUCUGUUAGUACCAAAAAGUUCAGAAAAACCCUAACUUAUUGUGUUAUCCCAGAAAACCACCCAAUAACUGUCAUAAACCGGCUCUGUUUCACUUCAAUUCGGCUAUUUCGAGGUCUUCGAUGGAGUGAAGCAGCGGAGACCAGUGGAGAGCCCUCCAAGAUCCAGGGAAAGAGACCCACGCAGUACCGAUGGCAUCUGCGGACAAAGAGCUCGAAGAGCAGCUCCGUGAAGCUGGAAAUAAGCUCGUAGAUCCUCCUUCUUCUGUCGACGAGCUCCUGCCCCUUCUUGAUGCCGUCAUCUUCUGGGGAUAUAGGGUGUUUUUGGUGCAAAUUGAGAGUUACCUAUCAAGGGUGGAACAGUCUCCAACAAAAUCUAUGCAAAAUGCGAUCUCACCAUCUUUGAAAGCAUUAGUUGCUGAUGAACUUUUGAGGCAUCCAGAUAACGAUGUGAAGGUGGCGGUUGCUUCUUGCAUCACUGAAAUAACAAGGAUAACUGCACCUGAUGCUCCUUAUGAUGAUGAUCAAAUGAAGGAGGUGUUUCAAUUGAUUGUAUCUUCAUUUGAGAAUCUAUAUGAUACAUCAAGCCCAUCAUAUGCUAGGAGAACAUCCAUUAUUGAAACUGUCGCAAAGGUCAGAUCAUGUGUGGUAAUGCUAGAUCUUGAGUGUGACGCCCUGAUUGUAGAGAUGUUUCAGCAUUUCUUUAACGCAGUUAGGGGACAUCAUCCAGAAAAUGUUUUAUCAUCCAUUGAGACUAUUAUGACCCUUGUUAUUGAGGAAAGUGAAGAGAUAUCUAUGGAUCUGCUUUCUCCGAUCUUAGCCAGUGUGAAGAAAGACAAUGAGGAAUUUUCACCAAAUGCUCAAAAUUUGGGGGAGAGAGUCCUGGAAAGUUGUGCAACAAAGCUUAAACCGUACUUAGCACAAGCAGUGACCAACUUGGGCAUUUCUUUAGAUGAUUAUAGUAAGGUGCUUGCUUCUAUAUGUCAAGAGACGUCUGGCAGUUUGGAGCAAAAUGAUGCAUGUGCUUCCAGCGAAAAUGCGGCAGAUGAGGGAAAGUCAGCAAAAGCAACGUUGAAUGAGUCAACACAAGUGAUUGGAGAGGAUGCUGAAAAGGCUACCCCUGAACAAGUCACUGUUGUUGAUGGUAGGUCUUCUAAGUCCGUCACGAGCAAUGGCAUUGUACAGUCCAUUGAAGAUGACGUGUUGGAAGAUCCAAAGUCCCUAAAGAAGCAAGAUGUGAAUAAUUCUGAUCGCUCUAAAGGUGUGAAUAUAUCAAGCAAUGAAGAUCCCGAUAAUGUCAGCACUAAAAAAGUUGACAGUACAGAACAAAAGCCAGUACAAGCCACCAGGAGCAGGAGAAAGAAAUAUCAUUCUACAAAAUUGGCAGAACCUUCUGAGGGUUCAGCUGUUACUCGUGACAGGGAUGCUGAUAAAAUGCCUGACUCUAAAAGUAACAAGAAGGACCUUUGCAGUUCACUUCAUGAAAACAAUGCUACUGAGGGUGCAGGGCCUUCAGAGAAUGACAAGGAGAGUCAUGCUAAGAUUUCAUCAGGAAAGGUAGGAACUAAUGAGCCUGAAGCUGUGGCUUCUCCCAGUGAAAGCCAUCCUGAUGAAAUUCGUUCCAAAAAGCCUGGAAAAGCAAAUAAGAAAGGAAGGCCGGCCAAAGAAGUGGUAAUUUCCUCAGAUGAUGUUACCAAAAAGGUGUCAGAAGUAACAAGUGAUUCAGAUGCAAAACCUACCAAGCGGUCCUCCAAGAAGGCACCUGGUGGUGGCUCAAAUGGGAAAAAAACUAAUGUGGCGGAUUCAGUUGAAAAAACAAGUGGGAAUAUGAGUGAUCAGGAAGGCAAAAGGCGGUCAGCUAAGAAAGAUGGGACCAACAAGGGCAUCGGAUCCUCUUUGAGGCACCUGAAGGAAAAUAAGAGGCAGAAGCAGGACAAUGUCUCUGAUAUGGAUGUAGCAAAAUCUGCUAAAGAUGAAGAGAAGGAAACUGUAUCUUCACCAAAGUCAGGUACAAGAUUGAUUAAAGAUGAACAGUGUUUGGAGGAAACACCCAAGACCAAUUUGAAGAGGAAACCUACUCCGGGUCCAGGAAAAGAAAAUAAGUCUGAUAUCAAGGUAUAUGAUGGAAAUCUUGUGGGCUCACGUGUUAAAGUUUGGUGGCCAGAUGAUCGUGAGUAUUACAAUGGUACCGUUGAGUCCUUUGAUUCUGCCAAAAAGAAGCACAAGGUUGCAUACGAUGAUGGUGAUAUAGAAAUAUUAAAUCUUAGAAAGGAAAAAUGGGAGCUUCUUCAGGAAGGAGAUGAUCAUGCAGGACCUGAUGUUUCAGCUGAUAUGCCUUCAAAUAAGAAGAGGAAAAGAAGUGCUGGUCAGUCAACCAAGGGAAGAAUUACGGAUUCUCUUGCCAAGAGUGGAGGAGCUGCAUCCAGCAAAUCGAAGGGCGCAUCCACAAAGGCUGGCCAUAAGUCGAAAGAUGGCAGCAAAGUUGAUAGCAAAGCCAAAGAUUCCAAGAGCAUCGGCAAAUCGGAGGAUGGCAUUAGUAGAAAAUCAAAGGAUCAUGGCUCGAAAAGUGGUUUCAAUAAGUCGGCUGAUGCUACACCAGUGAUGACUGAAUCCAACGACGUUGACACUCCCAAGGCCAGCAAAUCAAAGAGCGAUUCUAAGCCCAAGCAAGAAACCCCAAGAAAACCCAAGAAAGAAACAUCAAGUACUCCUGCUUCUAAGGGGAGACCACCCAAAAGUGUUGGAAAGUCCAAUGUUAAUGCAACUGGCAAGGUCAAAUCUGGUUCAUCAAAGACAAAAGAUGCCAAGAAUGAGUUCUCGGCUGAUUCAACAGAAAAGGCAAAAGACACGAAGGAUAAGGGAUCAAGUUCAUCCAAGGCACAAGGAAGUGCUGCCAAGGCUGGAAAAAAGCGUCAAAGGGGCUAGAAAUAGAUAUCUACUCAUUGUGGUUUCCAUCGAAGCUAUUUGCUCGGCUUUGCCUCUAAUAUUCCAUGCAGCAUUUUCGGUAUUUUCUCCGGGUCUGGGCUUUGUAAUUUAAUCUAGGCCGUGUAUUACUCCAUUUGUGGCGGAUUAGUUAUUCCCACAAUGUUGCUACUUACUAGCAUUGUUAUCUAUAGUUAGGCUAGGAGUUAGUAUCUAUCAAUUUUUUUCACCUUGUUUCUAGGAAGACGUAAUUUGGAGGCAUUUUUCCGAUGUGUUUGCAGGCAACCUAGCUAGUGUUUUGGUAUAUACGAAAAUUUGACACAAA